AUGGCGGAGGCGGCGGCAACGGCGCUCGGCGUCAUCGGGUUCCUCGGCCAGCUCUUCGACGGCUGCGUGCGGGCGUACGGCUACUUCACGACGGCGGCGCGGCUCGACCAGGACAGCGCGCGGCUCGUGUGCAAGGUGCGCAUCGAGGAGAUGCGGCUCGUCGUCUGGGGCCGCGAGUGGGGGGUCGCCGAGGGGAGGCUCGAGCGCGAGAGCACGCCGCAGAUGGCCGCGCUCGCGGGGCGCAUCAUGGAGGAGCUGCACGCGACCGUGACGGAUUUCGUCAAGCUGCGGGACCGCUACGGCAUCGUCGAGGAGGCGGCGGCCAAGAGCGGGCUGGCGAGGGGGGAGAGGGAGGCGCGCGAGCGAGACGGCGGCAAGGAGAGGGGGUGGCGGAAGGAGUUGACGCUGCGGGCCAAAUGGGUCAUUGCUGACUUCAACGAUGGCCUCGACCAGCUCUUCCCGCCGUCUCGCCUGCCAUCCCUCCACCGCGCGUGGCGCCACUCGCUCCUCGACCACGCCCAGCGCGACGUGGCCGAGCUCGCCCUCCUCGCCUCGUCCGCCGAGGACUCGUACCCGCAGCUCCGCGCCUCGGCCGCCCUCAAGAAGCUGCGCAUCAACCUCGACCUCACGCCCCAGGCCCAGUUCCGCCCGACCUUUGCCUUUCGCGUCGCGCGCGCCGACCUGACGCUGGACGCGGACGCGAGCCCGUCGGCCCAGAGAGGGCCUUCGACGCCCGGCAGCGCCCCGAGGUCGACGCCCGGCACCGACGCGCGCGUCGCCGGCCGCCACAGCGCCCACGGCCCCGUCCUCGUCGAGUGGGUCGAGUACGACCGCGAGGACCCGGACGAGCGCUUCCUGCACCUCCGCCGCCUCGACGACCUCGCCCGCAUGCUGCGCUCCGCCUCGGCCCGCCACCCGGACCUGCACACCCCCGACUGCGUCGGCUACGUCGACGACGCGCCCGCCCACCCGCGCUACGGCCUCGUCUACAAGCUGCCGCCCGCCUCCUGCCCCUCGGCCUCCCUGGCCGAUGAAGCUGACGCCGACGCCGCGGACCCCGCCCACACCUCCCUCCACGCCCUCAUCGCCGGGCCCCUCCGCACCCCCGACCUCACGGCCCGCAUCGACCUCGCCCGGACCCUCGCCGUGGCCCUCUGGUCCCUCCACUCGCUCGACUGGCUGCACAAGUCCCUCUGCAGCGCCAACAUUCUCUUCAUCCGCCCCGCGGCCUCGCCGUCGUCGUCUUUGCAAAAGGACCCCGCGUCCUCGCAGAAGGACGCCUCGUCCCUCGCGGCGCAGGUCCCCUGCAUCGAAGCCCCCCACCUCGUCGGCUUCGACGCCUCCCGCCCAGAUCUCGACCCCGAAAUGUCCGUCAACCCGCGCAACCCCAGCAUCGUCAACCUCUACCGCGACCCGCGCGUCUCCUCCUUCGGCAGCGGCAGCGGCAGCGGCAGCAAAAACAGCAGCAGCAAAAACAGCAGCAGCAACGACAGCAGCAGCACCAACUGCCCCCGCCAACCCUACCGCAAGAGCCACGACAUCUACAGCCUCGGCCUCGUGCUGCUCGAGAUUGGCUGGUGGAAGGUCCUCAGCACCUACUACAAGCCGCACUACUCGGCCGAGCGGUGGCGCGACAAGGUCGUGCUGCCCGUCCUCGUGCCGGGCCUCGCGUCCAAGACGGGACGCCUGUACCGGGACGUCGUCGAGAGGUGUCUGACCGUGCACGAGGACAUGUCGUCGAGCGAGGCCGGCGAGGUCAUGGAGUGGGUUGUUGCUACGUUGGAGAGCAUCAGGACAUGA
Molecule: messenger RNA, 1800 nt
Organism: Verticillium dahliae VdLs.17
Lineage: Eukaryota; Fungi; Ascomycota; Sordariomycetes; Glomerellales; Plectosphaerellaceae
Exons: 2
Coding region: 1-1800 (599 amino acids)
Source: RefSeq, a predicted model, not a curated record